GGAGCGGGACAUACCGGCUGGCGAGCAGGCGCGGGCGGGCGGGCGAGCAGCUGACAGCCUCGUCACGGCGGCGGGAGGGAGCGCGCGCCCCGCCUGCCUCCGGGAGGAGCCCGCAUCCGCACAGGCUGCGCUGCCCUGUCCUAAGCGAGGCGAGCUGGGAAGAAGCUCUGAGCACUUGUGUUCUUCCUCAGACCAACCUGCUGUGUAUGCAUCCUGGCUCCCAGUGACUCCUGCUUUCUCCAAGACUUGUUCCACUGGACCCCCAUCACCAGACCUCUACAGGUGCUUUCUGGUCGACCAUUGGAGCCCUCUAGCAACAUGCCGGAACAGAGCAACGACUACCGGGUGGCUGUGUUCGGGGCAGGUGGUGUUGGCAAGAGCUCCCUAGUUUUGAGGUUUGUGAAAGGCACAUUCCGGGAGAGCUACAUCCCCACGGUGGAAGACACAUAUCGGCAGGUGAUCAGCUGUGACAAGAGCAUCUGCACACUGCAGAUCACAGACACCACAGGCAGCCACCAGUUCCCCGCCAUGCAGCGGCUGUCCAUCUCCAAGGGGCACGCCUUCAUUCUGGUGUAUUCCAUCACCAGCCGGCAGUCCUUGGAGGAGCUCAAACCCAUCUAUGAACAAAUCUGCGAGAUCAAAGGAGACGUGGAGAGUAUCCCCAUCAUGCUGGUGGGGAACAAGUGUGACGAGAGCCCGAACCGCGAGGUGGAGAGCAGUGAGGCGGAAGCCCUGGCCCGCAAGUGGAAGUGUGCCUUCAUGGAGACCUCGGCCAAGCUCAAUCACAACGUGAAGGAGCUGUUUCAGGAGCUGCUCAACUUGGAGAAGCGCAGGACCGUGAGCCUACAGAUCGACGGGAAAAAGAGCAAGCAGCAGAAGAGAAAAGAAAAGCUCAAGGGCAAAUGUGUGAUCAUGUGAAUGCCUUUCCCAUGGGAGGAGCAGCUGAGUGUCCCUUGUCACCUCUCCCUCCCCCUUCCACGUGAAACCCACUGUCACGUCGUCAGGGCAGCAUGUAAGAUGCCCACAUGUUAAAUAUUGCAUUUUGACCGAGAUGUGCCCUCUUGGCUUUAAGAGGGCAUUUCACACCACCAACAAUAAGCCCCCUUCUCCAGAGUCAGGGAAUCAGCCAGAUGGUUAAAAUGAAAAGCAACAUGCUCGGGACUGUGGGCGACUGAGAGGUACCAGCAGUCCCUGAAAGCAUUGUAUGCCGUGAGGAGGUGGUGGGGCUGGUACCCACAGAAGCAGUGUGUGCUCAGAGCAGUCACUGUCACGCAUGCGUUCCCGAGCAUGUGAGCCUGGAGCUUCAGGUACCACCCCACACCAGGCGUUUCCCCCGGCUCAGAAGUCAGUGCCAUCCUGGGGGGAGGGGAGAGGCAGGAGGAGGUGAGAAGAACAGGCCAGAGUUGCUCCAUUUCAUGGUUCUUUAACUGAAUUACAGUAAAAUAACACGGCCUCCCCCAGAGGAUGUUUACUCUCCACUCCCAGCUGACCUGUGAGCCUCGCUUCCCUAAGUGGUCCUAUUCACCUCACUAGACCUGGUUAACAGGUAUCAGUUUCACCAUUUAGAGUAUUUAUUUUCAUGUAUGAGGAUGAGUUCACUAAGAGCGUGCUGCUCUGUCAGAAAUUCUGUAGUUUGUGAGGGAGGAUGCUGGGACAUUACUAAGCCAGUGCAGCAGUGCUCCUUUGUGUUGUACUUGGAGGGUUUUAGAUGUGAAGUUUCCUUCCUUUGACCCACAAGGGCUAUCACUUCUUCCAGCCCUCAGAUUUUAAAUAAAAGCAAUUAAAGUAUUUAUUUUUAGAAAAUGCUGUUUUCCUCCAAGAUUGUUUUCUUCUUUUAAAUAACUCGAUCUCUAUUCAGCUGGCUAACAGCCGACAAAGGCCAUCUGAAGACCAAAAGCACAUCCAUUUUCUAAAUGACAUGGACAUGUAAAUGCCAUACUUUGCACCCUAAUGAAAUAUUUUGAAACAGAAGUUGUUCACUGUGUUUUUGAUGACCUAUCUAUAACAGUAUAUUCCUGGAAUAUGUGUUCAAGUAAUAGUAGACUAUAUUUGCAUGUUAUAAUGUCCAUUAUAAAUGUCCCCUGAGAGCUGUUCAAUGCAGUGUUCACUCUGGAAACAAUUAUCUUUUUCUCCUAAUGAUCUUGUGUGUAUCCUUAAUCCUUCAGGCCAAAUAACAGCCACUGUUGUUUCCUAACUGCUGGUGUGGAGAUGGGGUGGUGGUGGAGACAGGCAGGGCAGAGUCAUUGCUCUGCCAACCUCGAGUCUGGUUUGGCUCUGCUUCCCCAAAAUUCCCAGUAACAGAGUCUGUGCAUUCUCCUGUUCAUUCCAGUCAGCACAGCUCUUGCUGGCCCUGAUUCUGGAAUCUUCCUUCCAGCAGCUCUUCCUGUUGCCUGCCUGGCAGGCAGAGGAAGCUAAGUGCUGCCUCCCGGGCUUGUGCAGGGAGCUUCCUGGCUGUGGGGCUGCAGUGCCAGCCUAGGUAGAGUGGUCAAGUGUGGGACAUUUGCACACACCCCCUUUGGAUCGUCUCUUCUGCAAUCUGCUGUGUCUUCCCUGCCCCUCCUGAGCAGGGCUGAGGCAGCAGGAACUGGGCAGCUCCCUGCUCUCAACAAAUUCUAAAUUAACCCUUACUGGUUAAAUUUCCUUGCUUUUGUCUCAUCCUCUCUGCUUGUCUAGUAAGUCACACUUGGAAUGAGGUUUAGUGUGUGGGACGUACUUUGAGAAUCAUUUGAUCCGUGGGCUUGGUAGCACCUUGGCCUCUUAGAACAAAACCUGAGCAGAGAGGGUAUGGGGGGUGGCCUGGGUGCCAGCAGGGGAACCAGAACUCCUUACCAGGCCCCAUCAAGUCCUAACAUGUGCACUCUCUGGCGGGCUCAUCCUGUUCCAAGUGGCUGUUCUACCGCCUUCACAGUGAGAUCUACUUGGUAGAUUUUCUAGAACAUUUGUCUUUCAACUUGUCUCUAUCUUUUUUCUAUUUCUCUUCUCAGAUGCUAUCAAUUUAUAAUUUUACUAUGGGUUAAGUGGAAGAAGAAACAGGACUUCAUGACCAAAAUGGGAUUUAGAUAUCUUGGAUGGGUGCUUUGCUAACAGUACGAUGUCAUGUAUGCCACGUGCUGUAAUGCCUACAAGGCUCCUGGAGUGAGCUGUCCCUGCCAAAUGUCCAUUCCUACUGAUACAAAUCAGAAUUGCUUUUGCCCUCUCAAGUCAGUGUCUACAUUUUUAAGUGUUUAAAGCUUCAUCAGUAUGAGAAACUUGUAAUUGUUAAAAAUCUGAUCUCCUUCAGGACACAUGUUCCACUGUAAUUUGCCCGUGAGUUUACAGGAGGGCUAUUCAUGCCUCGAUUGAGGGUCUUUGUUCUGAGGUCAUUUUCUGUGACCUGAACUGAUGGCAUUGGUGAUUAUCUCGAAAUAGUAUUUCAGGAGUUCCCCCAUUGACCCAGGGUUGAGGAGUUAGUUCCACUGAAUCAGAUGAUUUUAGUAUUUAUGUGGCCCCAUCCUGAAAAUGUAUUGUGGUUCUUGAGGACAUGUCCUACAUUGCAUAUGGGCACAGAAGUUUUUGACCUAGCACAGUAAGUUACAAAACUCAAAAUAUUGCUUUGAAGAUGGCACUCUGGGAAUAAGUAUGGGGCUCCAUGAGUUCCCUUCAGUCCCUGCCAGUCCCUCCUCCAUCAAGUGACAAGCCAUGGGCGUGCCCUGGGCAUGCAUGCAAUACAGCAAGACCAACACAAGAGCAAUAUUGAAUUGUCCAUCAGAUCAAAAUUAUAUAUGUUAUAUAUUUUAUCUUCCUGCAUUUUUGAAGUAUAAAGUAGUACAUUUUACAUAUCUGUAAGCUAGUAUAUUUGUUUCACCAUUUGUAAUAUUCAAGAAAUGCUCAUUCUUUGUAGAACAAACAAAAGUAUUAAAAUAUUUUAAAAAGUUGUUCUGUGAUCUUUUCCCCCCCAAAAUUUGUGUGUUGCUCCUACAUAAGCUCUCUGGAAAUAUCCAUAACUAACAGGACAUAGGGAAGUCUUCAAAGCUACAUCCUGGAAUUCAUUACCCCACAAAGACAAAUAUAUGGACAGAGUAUUUAUAAAAGCAUGACUUUUCUAUGUGGGAUAUCAAUAUGAAUAUUUAUAUUUAAGGUGUAUUGUUACAAUUCCAUUAUCUACUAUAUUUUAUUUACAGUUAUACAAAUCAUUCUUGCAUACGAGUUUCUAGUUGCCAGUGAUGUUCUGAGAAUAAUGACACAUUAAAAUAAAUCUUCAGUUCUGACA
Molecule: messenger RNA, 4249 nt
Organism: Hipposideros armiger (great roundleaf bat)
Lineage: Eukaryota; Metazoa; Chordata; Mammalia; Chiroptera; Hipposideridae
Gene: DIRAS2
Product: DIRAS family GTPase 2
Exons: 3
Coding region: 319-918 (199 amino acids)
Biological process (GO): signal transduction
Cellular component (GO): membrane
Molecular function (GO): GTPase activity; GTP binding
Source: RefSeq, a predicted model, not a curated record